Molecule: messenger RNA, 1143 nt
Organism: Drosophila arizonae
Lineage: Eukaryota; Metazoa; Arthropoda; Insecta; Diptera; Drosophilidae
Molecular function (GO): sequence-specific DNA binding
Source: RefSeq, a predicted model, not a curated record
UUAGAGAAUCUUAUGAUAAAAUGGGUGGCACGCGAUGCGUAUUUCGUGACUGCCAAGUCUCAACACAACGCAAUCCCAAAAUGCAUUUUUUCAAACUGCCAGUUCGUGAUCCAGUUCGCCUGGAAACUUGGCUUAAGAAUUGCGGCAACGCUGACAUUUUAAAUGUUGCAAAGGAGAAAUUAUCCAAUCGCGCUGUUUGUGCGCGUCACUUUCGCUACGAAUGCUUUAUGAACUAUAAAUUAGAUCGACUAAUACCAAAUCAGACGCCCACUUUGGUGCGCGUCAGUAAGGAUCUGGCCUGGGACAUGGAGCACCUCGACGAGAAUGGUGAGGCAACAAUGGUGAAGCUUUCCAUGCCCACAUUGGAGCAUUUAAUACCUCCCCCAAAUUUCGAAUGUCCACUCGGCUUCACCGAUGACGCACGAUUUGGACGAAAAUACGUAGCGAGAAGACGAACGCCACCCAAGCCCCUGAUCCUCGAGCCAAAUAAAAGACAAAAACUUGGGCAUGAGCAAGGGAAUACAGCUGAAUCAUCUAUAAUCGUUGACACUGGUAAAGAACAGCCACUGAGUGGAAAAGACAUUGAUAUGGGGCCUCUAACAGACGCAAAUGUAACAGAAGAGAUGCACGAAGACUAUCAGCUUAAAUAUGAGCAAUUGAGAACAAACUUUGAGCAACUCUCUAAAGAGAAUGCCGAUUUAAAGCAAACAAUCGAGAGACUAGAAGCUCAAGCUGAAGUAUUAAAGAGCUCCUCUUCCACCUCUGUGGCUCCACAAUUGACCAAGUCUCAGCUGUACAACGGCAUUAAAAAGUAUCUGGGUGCAACAAUGGCUGCACUCGUGCGCAUGGAAAUGUUCGGCGGCGCAGAGCGUCCAUGGAAAGAGGAUGAACGGGAUUUUUCCAAGGAGCUGCUACAGUUGGGCGAGCACGUCUACACACACUGCUGUGAUGAAUGGCGAUUUCGAUUGCCCUCAUUGCGUAUGGCACGCAGUUGGCUGGAAGAUAAACACACCGAAGAAAACGAAGGAGAACAGUUAUAAAAGCUAGAUAAUCAUAUUUUCAUAUUGGCAACUAUCUUAAUUAGAUAUAUAUAAAAAACUUACUCUUAUACGACUGUCUUACUUAGUUUUGGCAUCAAUGCCA